This is a messenger RNA of Felis catus (domestic cat), 3099 nucleotides long. It is a transcript of the gene RXFP1, whose product is annotated as relaxin family peptide receptor 1. Gene Ontology annotation, biological process: G protein-coupled receptor signaling pathway. Gene Ontology annotation, cellular component: membrane. Lineage: Eukaryota; Metazoa; Chordata; Mammalia; Carnivora; Felidae. The record is from RefSeq and is a predicted model, not a curated record. Gene Ontology annotation, molecular function: G protein-coupled receptor activity; protein binding. Bases 237 to 2594 code for a protein of 785 amino acids. The transcript has 18 exons.
AGACUUUUUGCAAAGGAGGGUGGGAGGAGAGAUUCUGAGAAACAGAAAGGAAGAAAGAAAAGAAAAGGGAAUGGAAAGAGAGGGAGAGGAAAUGAGAGAGGAAGGAGGGUGAACUGCUUUGUAGCUGCUAAGAUUGCAGACAGAAAUAGCACACAACCACCGUGAGCUGUGUGCGACUCAGAAACCAAGACCAAAUUGUAUUCACUUUUAUUAAUCAGUUGCUCAGAGAGAAGGAAAUGACAUCUGGUCCUGUCUUCUUCUACAUCUUAAUUUUGGGUAAAUAUUUCCUUCACGGGAGUGGGCAGGAUGUCAAGUGCUCCCUCGGCUAUUUCCCCUGUGGGAAUAUCACCAAGUGCUUGCCUCAGCUUCUUCAUUGCAAUGGUGUGGACGACUGUGGCAACCAAGCGGAUGAGGACAACUGCGGAGACAACAAUGGAUGGCCUAUACAAUUUGACAAAUACUUUGCCAGUUACUACAAAAUGACUUCCUUGUAUCACUUUGAGACACAAACAUCUGAAUGCCUUUCUCAUUUCUUUCUUUUCAUUACCCUCCUCUUCCUGGUCCCUCACUAUCCCCAUUCCUUACUACUUCCUCCUUGUUCAGUGGUCGGUUCUGUGCCCGUGCCAUGUCUUUGCCGAGGUUUAGAGGUUGACUGUGAUGAGACCAAUUUACGAGCUGUUCCAUCAGUUUCUUCAAAUGUGACUAAAAUGUCACUUCAGCGGAACUUAAUAAGAAAGCUUCCUCCUGAUGGCUUCAAGAAGUACCAUCACCUUCAGAAGCUGUGCCUGCAAAACAAUAAUAUUAGAUCCAUAUCCAUCUAUGCUUUCAGAGGACUAUACAGUCUUACUAAACUGUAUCUCAGUCAUAACAGAAUAACUUUCUUGAAGCCGGGUGUUUUUGAAGAUCUCCACAGACUAGAAUGGCUGAUAAUUGAAGAUAAUCACCUCAGUCGAAUUUCCCCACUAACAUUUUAUGGACUAAAUUCUCUUAUUCUCUUAGCACUGAUGAAUAAUGUCCUCACCCAUUUGCCGGAUAAACCUCUUUGCCAGCACAUGCCAAGACUGCACUGGCUGGACUUUGAAGGCAACCAUAUCCAUAAUUUAAGAAAUUUGACUUUUAUUUCCUGCAGUAAUUUAACUGUUUUGGUAAUGAGGAAAAACAAAAUUAAUCAUCUAAGUGAAAAUACUUUUGCACCUCUACAAAAGCUAGAUGAAUUGGAUUUAGGAAGUAAUAAGAUUGAAAAUCUUCCACCGCAAGUAUUUAAGGAUCUGAAGGAGCUCUCACAAUUGAAUCUUUCCUAUAACCCAAUCCAGAAAAUUCAAGCAAAUCAAUUUGAUUAUCUUGUCAAACUCAAGUCUCUCAGCCUAGAAGGAAUUGAAAUUUCAAAUAUCCAACAAAGGAUGUUUAGACCUCUAAUGAAUCUCUCUCACAUAUAUUUUAAGAAAUUCCAGUACUGUGGGUAUGCACCACAUGUUCGCAGCUGUAAACCAAACACUGAUGGGAUCUCAUCUCUCGAGAACCUCUUGGCAAACAUUAUUCAGAGAGUAUUUGUCUGGGUUGUAUCUGCAGUCACAUGCUUUGGAAACGUCUUUGUCAUUUGUAUGAGACCUUAUAUCAGGUCUGAGAACAGACUGCAUGCCAUGUCAAUCAUUUCUCUCUGCUGUGCUGACUGCCUAAUGGGAAUAUAUUUGUUUGUCAUUGGAGCCUUCGAUCUCAAGUUUCGUGGAGAAUACAACAAGCACGCGCAGCUGUGGAUGGAGAGCAUUCACUGUCAGAUUGUAGGCUCUUUGGCCAUUCUAUCCACAGAAGUAUCAGUGUUACUUCUAACAUUUCUGACACUGGAAAAAUAUAUCUGCAUUGUCUAUCCUUUUAGAUGUUUAAGACCUAAAAAAUGCAGAACAAUUACAGUUCUGAUUCUCAUUUGGAUGACUGGGUUUAUCGUGGCUUUCAUUCCAUUGACCAAUAAGGAAUUUUUCAAAAACUACUAUGGCACCAAUGGCGUGUGCUUCCCUCUUCAUUCAGAAGACACAGAAAGUACUGGAGCUCAGAUUUACUCCGUGGCAAUUUUUCUCGGUAUUAACUUGGCAGCAUUUAUCAUCAUAGUUUUUUCUUAUGGAAGCAUGUUUUAUAGCAUUCAUCAAAGUGCCAUAACAGCAACUGAAAUACGGAAUCAAGUUAAAAAAGAGAUGAUCCUUGCCAAACGGUUUUUCUUUAUUGUAUUUACUGAUGCAUUAUGCUGGAUACCCAUUUUUGUGCUGAAAUUUCUUUCAUUGCUUCAGGUAGAAAUACCAGGUACCAUAACCUCUUGGGUAGUGAUUUUUAUUCUGCCUAUCAACAGUGCUUUGAACCCAAUUCUGUAUACUCUGACCACAAGACCAUUCAAGGAAAUGAUUCAUCAGUUUUGGUAUAACUACAGAAAAAGAAGAUCUAUUGACAGCAAAGGAAGUCAGAAAACAUAUGCUCCGUCUUUCAUCUGGGUAGAAAUGUGGCCGCUGCAAGAGAUGCCACCUGAGUUAAUAAAGCCAGCUCUUUUCACAGACCCCUGUGAAUUGUCACUAAUUUCUCAAUCAACUAGACUCAAUUCCUAUUCAUAACGGACUUUGAAACCCAUUUCUACACAGAGAAUAUUAUGGGAUGCUUCGUGAUGGAUUUAUUAGUAUAAAAUGAAUGCCACAAAAUUACUAAUUUAUAAUGGCCGAGAUAAAACCAUUACAAAGACAUGAGGUUAUUUGGGAAAAAUCAAAGUGACUGAUGCCCAUAUAAAGGGAAAUAAAUUAUACUGAUAAUGUGUAUAUAUUAGUACAUAUUUUGCAUAGGAAAUUAAGAGAAAUCUAUUUCAGAAAGACUCAUUCAUUCUUUUACUAGGCAUUUAUUGAGUACCCACUAUGUGUAUAGCACUGCAGUAAAUUUCUGGAAGUAUAGAACCUGGAAGUAUAGAAUAGUAUAGAACCUUUUCAAUUUGCAAUGUUAAAUUAUGUUUAGCUACAACAGAAUAGAUGCAGCUCUUAGAUGAAGGUAGAGCUUUAUCUGUCAUGCACACAGCAAACAUAAUAAUCAUGGACACUUUUAAAUAAAGGUUUAAGGUUUUGUAAUACUCAA